AUGAAUGAUUCAUAUGAUAUACCGAGUGAGCCUCGUCUCUCAAAUACUCUUCAACUUAGUCGACCACCACCACAAUCAAGAACAAAAAUGAAGCAAAAAAAGAUAUUACCAUCGACACCUGAUACAACACCUAAUUUACUUGGUCUUGAUGAUACUGUGCCGCUUGAUAACUCAAGUAUCGAUACAAAUUCAAAUAUUUAUUUAACUCCACAAUUAGUUCAAAAUUCUACACCAUAUGCAAAUCAAUUAUAUCCAUCAAAUAAUUUAAUAAUUGAUGAUUUUUAUGUAAUGCCACGCCAAGAGAACCCUCCUACAUGUGAUACAUAUAAUAGUUUAGUAACUUUUACUCAAAACGAUAAUCCUUCCACAUCAUCAAAUCCAUUUGAAGCUGCUCAAAUUUAUGCCACACCACCAAACUUUGCUAAAAAUUUUGUUCUUCAAUCAAAUCUAUCAUUUGAUGAUAGUCAAGAUGUUUCAAAUAUUUCACUUGAUUCUGUACCUGACUUAAUCAAUGAUACUUCAACAACAACUGAUAUUUAUUAUUCUUAUCCUGAACAACCAGUCACUACGCAACGUCAAAAAUUUGUAAAUAAUAAUGAAAAUAAAGAUUUAUUUAUGUCAAAAUUAAAUAAAGUUAUUAAGCAACAAGUUGCUCAACGACAACCAAAUUCAACAUUAACAAAAAAAGAUGAAACAAAAAAUUAUUAUUCAACAGAACCAAUAGAAAAUAAAGGACCACUGAUUUCACUAGCCACUGAUGAGUUUGUUCAUACAUUAGUAAAUAAUGAUAACGUUUCAAGUUCAUCAGAUAAAACUACUGAUUAUUUUGAUAUUGUUCGAAAAAAUAUAAGUAAUUGUCGAUGUGCUGAUUGUGAUUGUGAAAAUCCAACAAUUGCUAUUAUGUCUUGGCUUUUAGUUAUAUGUAAAAAAUGUGCUGCUGUCCAUGAUCUUUUAACAUCAGAUUUUCUUCGUUUACAAUCACUUACAACAACAACAUCAUGUGAUUCUGAUUUAAUUGACUUAUUAUAUGAUUAUGGGAAUCAAUAUUCAAAUAAAUUAUUAGAAAAUAGUUCAUUAGGUAUAUUAAAACCAAAUUAUACAUCAACACAAAUUGAACGUGAACAGUAUAUAAGAAAGAAAUAUUUAGAUAAACUUUAUCUUCAACCAUUAGAAAUAAAUAAUAAAAAUACUUUUACACAAGAACAACUUAAUGAAAUGUUAUACGAAAAUGUUGAAACAUCUGAUUGUGGAAAAACAGUACAUUUAAUUAUGUUAGGGGCAAAUCCAAAUUAUUCACAAAAAAUGUUUGCUGUUGCUGAUCAUGCAAAACGACAUCAACAAAUUAGACAAAUGAAAAUUAUUUUAGCUAAUGGAGGUAUAUAUGAUAUUUAG
Rotaria sp. Silwood2 is the source of this 1392-nucleotide messenger RNA. The record is from the annotation of a GenBank genome assembly. NCBI's taxonomy places the organism in Eukaryota, Metazoa, Rotifera, Eurotatoria, Philodinida, Philodinidae.